Cervus elaphus (red deer) is the source of this 6412-nucleotide messenger RNA. It is a transcript of the gene ZNF169, whose product is annotated as zinc finger protein 169. Gene Ontology annotation, biological process: regulation of transcription by RNA polymerase II. The record is from RefSeq and is a predicted model, not a curated record. Gene Ontology annotation, molecular function: RNA polymerase II cis-regulatory region sequence-specific DNA binding; DNA-binding transcription factor activity. The coding region runs from base 2197 to 4047 and encodes 616 amino acids. NCBI's taxonomy places the organism in Eukaryota, Metazoa, Chordata, Mammalia, Artiodactyla, Cervidae. The transcript is spliced from 5 exons.
UAGUUCCUUCAGAAAAGUUUGAUGGUUGAAAAGGCACAUGGAGAGUGUUCAACAUGGAGAAAUUGAAAACCAAAAUUGGGUAUCCCCUCACAUAAGUCAAAAUGGCUAUAAGCAAAAAGUCUACAAAUAAUAGAUGGUAGAGAAGUUAUGGAGAAAAGGGAAGCCUACAUUGGUGGUGGUGAUGUUAAUUGCUUCAUCCUCUAUGGAGAACAGUAUGGAGGUUCUUAAACUAAAAACUGCUGCUUUAUGGAUCCAGCAGUCCCACUCCUGGACAUAACAUCUGGGGGAGGAAGAACUAAUUGAAAAAGGUACAAGCCCUGUAGUGUUCAAAGCAGCACUGUUUACAAUAGCAAGGACAUGAUUUAAGGUGUGUGUGUAUGCAGACAGAAUGGAAUAUUACUCAGCAUUAAAAAUUGAGAUUGCCAUGUGCAGCAACAUGAAUAGAGAGCUAUGGUGAAGUCAGAUAGGAUACCACUGAUAUAUGUGAAAACUAAAAGGUAAUACAAAUGAAUCAACAUAACACUCAGAAAUUUUAAUUACAGAUUAUUCCAGAGAGGAAGUUGGGGGAUGGUGGCAGAGAGAUACGUUAGGGAGUAUGGGAUUAAUAUACAAACUAUGCAUAAAAUAUGUAUGCAAUAAGGGUUUACUGUAUAAUGCAGGGAACUAUAUUCACUAUCUUACAACCUAUGAAAAAAUACAUAAAUCGCUGGUGUAUACCCGAAGCUGACACAAUAUUGAAAAUCAACUAAAAAAAGUUUGGCUAUUGGCCCACCUGAGGGAAGCAGGUGUAUUAACUUCUUGGGAUUCAUAUAAAAUUUUGCUGUAUUUCUUGGGAUUCAUAACUUAAAAUUUUAUUUUGGUGUAAGGAUAUUUUUUCUGUAAGGAAAUCCAUGGGUGGAGUAAUUGAACUGCUGUUACCAUCAGUAGCUUAGAUAAAUUUGCAUUUCAAGUAAGUGUGAUGGUUACCCAGUGUUAGUAUGGAAGCUUCAUGUUUGCUGCCUAGAUUCUUUCUAGCUUUUCUAGAAAGAUGUGUUUGAACUUUAACCCACGGUUUCCAUUCUUAAGGUCUCCUCUUUGUCACAAUGACUUUCAUUAACACCAUCACCCCUCUUUCAAGCAGGAAGACGUAAGGGGAAGGGCAAGAACAUUUCAACCACCAAACCCGUUUGAAGAGUGUUCCAGUGACACCAAGUAGUGACUCCUUUGUGAGUCAUCAGUUGGUGCUGCAAUACGCUACUCUGGUUGCAAGGAAGGCUGGAAAGGGACUUAAUAGGCCAGUUUUCAGACUGAGCAGGUACAGCAGAGGGAAUUAGGAAAAAAACUUGACAGACUAAUGGGUUCUGUUCCACCUCUGACUUACAGGUUUGAAGAGAAGUUUCAGUAGAAAUGGAAAGGUUCAGUCAGAAGGGACUUUCAGGUGAGAGCUGGUUAGGAACCAGCAAGGACCCUACAAUAUCUAUACCCGUACCACUGGGCCUGGUACAAAACUAGAAUAAAAAGUUUUUUGUUUUUUUCUCCCUUAAACUUAUUUAAAGUAGCUUUACGUUCACAGCAAAAUUGAGCAGGAAGUAGAGUUCACAUAAUGCCCUAUGUCCCCUUCCUGCCACCACAGACUUGCCCACUAUUGACAUCCUGACUCCAGCAGUACAUUUAAUAACGCAUGUUUUUGUGUUGGCUUUGAAGUUGUUCUACCAUUAUAAUUAGGUUAAAAGGCUUAGGUUAGUGCACCAUGGUAAGUACAUAACUCGGCAAUGUCCACGGGACAAAUUUGGCUUUGAGUGCCAAAAUUGCCUGUGGGAAAUUUAAUGCCGGAAGCAGGUACUUAAAAUGACUUUGUAAUUUUGCAUAAACUUGUCCAAAGCUAAACCUGGAGGACUGAUAAUGAGUUGCAUAAUGGCAACAGCAGAAGAAAAUGGGUAAUGAACUUUCCACCCAAAGAGGUUUACCAGCAGGUAAGGAGGGAAUGGUGAUAGGAUGAGAUAGAUGGAUAGCAUCACUGACUCAAUGAAUAUGUGUUUGAACAGACUCCAGGAUAUGGUGAACCAAGGAAAGCCUGGUGUGCUGCAGUCCACGGGUUCGCAAAGAGUCGGACAUGACUUAGCAACUAGACAAUAAGGAGGGAAUGGGGCUGCAGUCAGACUUCGGCGAGUGCUGGAGAAAUGGUCUCUGUGAUGGAUAUGGUGGAUAUUUCUGCCUAUGCAACAAGUCUUCUCUAAGAAGAGCACUCACCAGACUAAGAACAUGGUCCCAGGGCUCCUGACUACUAGGGAUGAGGCAUUAAUGGCCUUCAGGGAUGUGGCUGUGGCCUUCACCCAGAAGGAGUGGAAGCUACUGAGUCCUGCUCAGAGGACCCUGUAUCGGGAUGUGAUGCUGGAGAACUACAGCCAUAUGGUGUCGCUGGGUAUUGCCUUUCCUAAACCAAAACUCAUCAUACAACUGGAACAAGGAGACGAGCCCUGGAGAGAGGAGAGUGAAUGUCUUCUGGACCUUUGUGCAGCAGAACAAAGAACAGAAUUCCAGCCCUGUCUGUCCUGCCCGGUGACUUUUUCCAGUCCACAGAUCCUCCAUCGAUAUGUGCUCUGUGGUCACUCCCUUCAGAUCUUCCCGGGUUCAUCUGCAGAAAGCCACUUCCUACUAGAGGCUCCAAGCUGCUUGAAAGACAAAGUAGAAGAUGGAGAGAGAGAAGGCUCUGGCACUGUGUUUGGGAGGCUGCGGCUGAGUGGGACUUCAAGGGCAUUUUUCAGCUCAUCUCAAGGUCAGCCAGUAGACCAGGGAGGCAAUAGCAGUGGAAGAACAGACCAGGGGAUGAUCUCUGAUGAGGCAGAUGCAGUAUUGACAGAGACAAACAUCUCAGAAUCUGAAGCAGUCAUAUGUGAAAACUAUAGACUAGGAUUUAACACAAAAUCAAGCCUCUUUAGCCUCCAGAAGCAUCAUGUGUGCCCUGAAUGUGGCAGAAACUUCUGCCAGAAGUCAGACCUCGUCAAACACCAGAGGACUCACACGGGAGAGAAGCCGUAUAGUUGCAGAGAGUGUGGGCGAGGCUUUGGCCGGAAGUCCUCCCUCACCAUACACCAGAGGAAGCACUCAGGGGAAAAGCCCUACGUGUGCAGGGAGUGUGGGCAACACUUCAGGUAUACAUCCUCCUUAACUAACCAUAAGAGGAUACACUCUGGGGAGAGACCCUUUGUAUGUCAGCAGUGUGGGAGAGGCUUCCGCCAGAAGAUCGCCCUCAUCCUGCACCAGAGGACACACUUGGAAGAGAAGCCCUUUGUGUGUCCAGAGUGUGGAAGAGGCUUUUGCCAGAAGGCAUCACUCCUUCAACACCGUAGCUCGCAUUCAGGUGAGAGGCCCUUCUUGUGCCUGGAGUGUGGGCGUGGCUUCAGGCAGCAGUCACUGCUCCUCAGUCACCAGGUCACACACUCAGGCGAGAAGCCUUAUGUCUGUGCUGAGUGUGGGCACAGCUUUCGCCAGAAAGUCACCCUCAUCAGACACCAGAGGACACACACAGGGGAGAAGCCUUACCUCUGCUCCGAGUGUGGGCGUGGCUUUAGCCAGAAAGUCUCCCUUAUGGGCCACCAGAGGACGCACACAGGUGAGAAGCCUUAUGUGUGCUCCGAGUGUGGGCGUGGCUUUGGUCAGAAGGUUACCCUCAUCAGACACCAGAGGACGCACACAGGGGAGAAGCCUUUUCUGUGUCCGGUGUGUGGACGUACCUUUGGCUUCAAGUCACUUCUCACCAGACACCAGAGGAUACAUUCAGGGGAGGAAGCUGAUGUGUAUGGAAUAUGUGAGCAAAGACUUGGUCUGAAGAUCCAACUCACCUCUGACCAGAGGACACACUCAGGAGAAAAGCCAUGUGUGUGUGAUGAGUGUGGACGUGGCUUUGGCUUCAAGUCAGCCCUCAUCAGACACCAGCGGACACAUUCAGGAGAGAAGCCGUAUGUGUGUAGGGAGUGUGGUCAUGGCUUUAGCCAGAAGUCUCACCUCCACAGGCAUAGUAAAACCAAGUCUGGCCAUCACCUCCUGCCACAGGAGCUGUUCUCUUGACAUUUCCUUUCCUUCCCCGUGAGUGUCUAGGAGGCAGAAAUCACUAGGAAAUAUUCCACUUCCCUUAAAAUGCAGUUGAGAAAAAAAAAUGCAGUUGCAUUUUUUCAGUGAUCAUAAGAUAGUUGAUUUAUGGUUUACUUCCUGCACUGGCAAUGUGUUUUAAUUUGCCAGGGCUGCCAUAACAAAAUACCACAGACUUGGUAGCUCAAAGAACAGAAGUUUAUUUUCUCAUAGUCCUGGAGACUAGAAGUCUGAGAUCAAUGUGUAGGCAGUUUGGUUGUUAUUGAAGUUUUUCCCCUUGGCUUGCAGAUGAUUGCAUUCUUGCUGAGUCCUGAAAUGGUCAUUUUUUCCCCUGUGUGUGCACUUUCCUGGUAACUCUCUCUCUUCUUUCUGAGGACACCAGCCAUACUGGGUUAGGGCUUCACUGUAUGACCUUGUAAAGGCCCUGUCAUCAAAUAAAGUCAUGACUUUAUGUGUUAUGUUAUGACUUCAAUACGUUAAUUUGGGGGAACAAUUCAGUCUUAACAGCUCAGUCCUCAGGACCCCCUGUAUUCACAUUCUUCAAGUACAAAAUACAUUCACCCCAAAGUAACAGCAGCAAAAGUCUUAGCCCAUUUCAAGUUCAUCUCUACAUUAAAAAUCUCACCCAAGUUUCAUCUAAGUUGAGUGUGGAUGAGACUAGAAGUACAUUUCAUCCUUUCCAGCUGUGAACCUGUGAGCCAGACAAGUUAUUUGCUUCCAAAAUACAAUGAUGGGACAGGCAGAGAGUUCACAUUCCCAUUCUAAAAGUGGAAAGGAUUGAUUGGUCCCAAGCAAGUUUAAAAUGUUACAAGGCAAAUUUUAUUAGUUUCUAAGGCAUGAGAAUGGUCUCUGGUUGUAUCAUAGUUCUGGAGACUAGAAGCCCUCUGGUCUGGCGGGUGUGGCAGAGGUGUAUGUGGCCCCCUGAAACCAUGGAAGAACCAUGCUGGCUCCCCAGACUUUUGCUCUCUGGGCCUGUUUUGGAAGUGGCAGAUCUGCUCGUCUCUGUUUCACCUUUGGGGUCAUUCUUUCCUCUUCUUGAUGGAUGAUGUAGUUGGAUAGUUAGCUCUAUUCUCCCGUCUUGUAGAAUCCCAGAAGUCUAACAGCCUGCCUUCAUUUUGUCCCAUCUAUGUCACCUUUAGUUCUACAUCUGAGAAGGUUGAUUGCUUCCAAACUUAACUCUUUAUUAAACCAUGUCUCACUACACCAUAGUAUUAUUUCCAGAACAUGCUUCUCAUUUUCUGCAACAUAGAUAUCCAUAGGCUGAGAAUUUUCCAAAUCUCCAAAUUCUAGUUCUCAGAAUUUUGUUUAAUAGUUGCUUCAAUUUAUCUUUCUACUCUCACAUUUUACUGUAAGGAGGGAGAAACCAGGUUGCACGUGUAACACUUUGCUUAGAAGUCUCCUUAGCUAAAAAUUUGUUGCUUAUGCCACAAUUUCUACUUUCCACAAAACACUGGAACACAGGCCAGGUUCUUUGCUGCUUUAUAACAAGGAUUGUCUUUCCUCCAAUUUCCAGCAAUAUGUUCCUUAUUUCUGAGACUGCACCAGAAUCACUUUUAAUGUCCAUAUUCCUACCAACAGUCUCUUUUAGACAAAAGACUUUUUAUAACAAGUGCCUCAAACCUCUUCCAGCCUCCUCCCAUCACCCAGUUCCAAAGCUAUUCCAUAUUUUCAGAUAUUACCCUCAGUACCAAAAUUGUAUUUGUUUGCUAAGACUGGCAUUACAAUACCAAAGGCUGGAAUGACUAAGUAAUGGAAAUUUAUUUUCUCAGUUAUGGGGGCUGCAAGUCCAUUAAGGUGUUGACAGGGUUGUUUUCUAUUUAAGUCUCUCUCCUUGGCUUGCAGAUGGCUGCCUUCUUGCUGUGUCAUCAUGCAGGCUUUCUUCUGCACAUGUGCUGGAGAGAGAAAGUGAGCUCUGGUAUCUCUUACUCUUAUAAGAACACCAGCCCAAUUGGAUAAAUACCUCAUCCUUUGCCAUUGUUUAAUCUUAAUUACCUCCUGAUAAGCCCUAUGUCCAAAUACUGGAGAGUUAGGGGUUCCCAGCCUGAGAUGCUUGCACUGGCACUUCCCAUCCUGAGACGCUUUAUGCACACUGACCAUGGCCAGUGAGGGCUGGGUAUUGAGGCUUAGGCUUCAGCAGUCAGACUUCAGGGAGAAGGCUGGGGUUGACUACCUUGAAGACAGUCUGAGGGGGCUAGUACAGGACAUUUGAGGAAGUCUAGGAAAAAGCUUGGCCUGCGAGAGAGGCAAGAGAUCAUUGUUGUUUAGUUCAGUCACUCCGUCGUGUCUGACUCAUUGUGACCCCCAUGGACUGCAGCACACCAGGCUUCCCUGUCUAUCACCAACU